AGGCUGAGACUGUACCGGGGUGCGGGGGAACCGCCUCGAGGCGGGAGGCGCGGCGGCCGAGGCGUGUCUGCACUGGUCGCCUGAACAAGGCGGACCAUGACUGUGCCUUCGGUGGCGUCUCUCGCCGGACCGCUCUUCCCGAGGUUUCUCUAAGCCAUUCCCUGGUGGAACCGCUCUCAGAUCCCACAUGUAAACGAGAUCACACAGUAUUUGUCCUUCUCUGUAUGGCAUUUCACUUAGCGUAAUGCCCUCAUGGUCCUUCCGUGUUGUCAUGGUGUUACAAAUGAUUUUGUCCACAGGUGCUUGUGGAAAAGAUGGCUGAUAUUAACCUCAAAGAAGUAACCUUAAUAAUAGGCGUAGUUGCUGCUUGCUAUUGGAACAGCCUCUUUUGUGGUUUUGUUUUUGAUGAUGUGUCAGCAAUACUGGAUAAUAAAGACGUGCAUCCAUCUACACCUUUAAAAACUUUAUUUCAGAAUGAUUUCUGGGGAACCCCUAUGUCUGAAGAGAGAAGCCACAAGUCUUACCGUCCCUUAACAGUAUUGACAUUUCGCUUAAAUUAUUGGUUUAGUGAACUGAAACCUAUGUCAUAUCAUCUCCUAAAUAUGAUUUUUCAUGCUGUGGUUAGUGUGAUAUUUCUUAAAGUCUGCAAACUCUUUCUGGAUAACCGGAGUAGUGUGAUUGCUUCUUUACUUUUUGCAGUGCACCCAAUACACACAGAAGCAGUAACAGGUGUUGUAGGAAGAGCAGAACUUUUGUCAUCUAUCUUUUUUCUAGCUGCAUUUUUGUCAUUUACCAAAUCAAAAGGACCAGAUAAUUCCAUAGUGUGGACUCCUAUCGCGUUGACAGUGUUUUUAGUGGCUGUUGCAACACUGUGUAAAGAGCAGGGAAUAACAGUUGUGGGAAUUUGCUGUGUGUAUGAAGUAUUUAUUGCCCAGGGGUAUACUUUGCCAUUAUUAUGUACUACUGCUGGACAGUUUCUUCGCGGAAAGGGUAGUAUUCCAUUUUCUAUGCUGCAGACACUAAUAAAACUCAUUGCUUUGAUGUUCAGUACACUAUUACUUGUUGUGAUUAGAGUCCAGGUUAUUCAAUCCCAACUUCCAGUAUUCACCAGGUUUGAUAACCCGGCUGCUGUAAGCCCAACUCCUACAAGGCAGCUAACUUUUAACUACCUCCUUCCUGUGAAUGCUUGGCUUUUGUUAAAUCCUUCAGAGCUCUGCUGCGAUUGGACCAUGGGAACAAUACCACUUAUAGAGUCAUUUCUAGAUAUUCGAAAUCUUGCCACAUUUAUUUUUUUUUGCUUUUUGGGGGCUUUGGGAGUAUUUGGUGUCAGGUACCCUGGUAAUUCCUCCAAGACUGUUUUAAUGGCACUUUGUUUAAUGGCAUUACCGUUUAUUCCUGCAUCAAACCUUUUUUUCCCAGUUGGAUUUGUUGUUGCUGAGAGAGUAUUAUAUGUUCCUAGCAUGGGGUUCUGUAUUUUGGUAGCCCAUGGAUGGCAGAAAAUAUCGAACAAAAGUGUAUUAAAAAAGUUAUCCUGGGUUUGUCUGUCUAUGGUGAUACUCACUCAUGCCUUAAAAACACUUCAUAGAAAUUGGGAUUGGGAGUCUGAAUAUACGCUGUUUAUGUCAGCCUUGAAGGUAAAUAAAAAUAAUGCCAAAUUAUGGAAUAAUGUGGGUCAUGCUCUGGAAAAUGAAAAGAACUUUGAGAGAGCUUUGAAAUACUUCUUACAGGCUACCCAUGUUCAGCCAGAUGAUAUUGGUGCCCACAUGAAUGUAGGAAGAACUUAUAAAAAUUUAAAUAGAACCAAAGCAGCUGAAGAAUCUUACAUGACGGCUAAGUCGCUGAUGCCUCAAGUUAUUCCUGGUAAAAAAUAUGCAGCCAGAAUUGCACCUAACCACUUAAAUGUUUACAUUAAUCUGGCCAACCUGAUACGAGCAAAUGAGUCCCGACUGGAAGAAGCGGAUCAGCUGUACCGACAAGCAAUAAGCAUGAGACCCGACUUCAAGCAGGCUUACAUUAGCAGAGGAGAAUUGCUUUUAAAAAUGAAUAAACCUGUCAAAGCAAAAGAAGCAUAUCUUAAAGCACUAGAGCUGGACAAAAACAAUGCAGAUCUUUGGUACAACUUGGCGAUUGUUCAUAUUGAACUUAAAGAACCAAAUGAAGCCCUAAAAAACUUUAAUCAUGCUUUAGAACUAAAUCCAAAACAUAAGCUAGCGUUAUUCAACUCUGCUAUAUUAAUGCAAGAAUCAGGUGAGGUUAAACUCAGACCUGAAGCUAGAAAACGACUUCUAAGCUAUGUAAAUGAGGAGCCACUAGAUGCUAAUGGUUAUUUCAAUCUAGGAAUGCUUGCCAUGGAUGACAAAAAGGACACUGAAGCAGAGAUGUGGAUGAAGAAAGCCAUAAAAUUACAAGCCGAUUUCAGAAGUGCUCUGUUUAAUCUGGCUCUCUUGUAUUCUCAGACUGCAAAGGAAUUAAUGGCUUUGCCAAUCUUGGAAGAGUUACUCAGAUACCAUCCUGAUCAUAUCAAAGGUCUCAUUUUAAAAGGAGACAUUCUGAUGAAUCAAAAGAAAGAUAUACUUGGAGCAAAAAAAUGUUUUGAAAAGAUUUUGGAGAUGGAUCCAAGCAAUGUGCAAGGAAAACACAAUCUUUGUGUUGUUUAUUUUGAAGAGAAGGACUUAUUAAAAACUGAAAGAUGCCUGGUUGAAACAUUGGCAUUAGCACCACAUGAAGAAUAUAUUCAACGCCAUUUGAGUAUAGUCAGGGAUAAAAUUUCUUCAUCUAGUUUUGUAGAACAGCCAGUAUUCCCAGCUGGUAAGACUUCAGGUAUAGAAGGAGACAAAAUUCCAACUGAAAAUGAAAAAGAAAUCAAAAGUAAACCCAGACCCACACAGAUAAUAAAAACAAGUGAUAAUAAAAGUCAGUUGAAAUCCAACAAACAGUUAGGAAAAAAUACAGACAAAGAAACACCCCACAAAACAACAAAAGAAAUCAAAGAAAUUGAGAAGAAAAGAGUUGCUGCUUUAAAAAGACUAGAAGAGAUUGAACAUAUUUUAAAUGGUGAAUAGCAUUACCCUUUAUCACGUGACAGUGGUUUCAAAGAACUUCAGUCUAUAUCAUGUGAUUACUUAUACUGAGAGCUUUGAAAAAUAGCAAGGAUACUAGCAGUCUAUCAUAAGCUGCCUCUACGUAGGAUCAAAAUAAGAUUUUCAUUAAAGACCCUUUCAUUACCCCAGGGUAUGUAUUAUAUAUGACAGUAGUUUUUAGAGUUUUGGUGACUAUAGCAGAAAUUACAGGUGGCAAAUUUGUAUCUUUUCUUAUAGAAGGAAGAUUCUUUCAGCAGAAUAAUAUUGAUUACCCUCAGUUAAAAAUAAUCUGAGGCCUGAAUGGUAAUCCCAUGGGGGCAAAUCCAACAUGUGCUGGUUUAUUCUGUGAAUUCAUAUUUAUUAGCUAACUUCAUUUUUCCUUUAACUAUUGGAAUUUGACUAUGGAUUUGAAAACAUUUAUUGAACACAUUCUUUUUCUUCAGUAACCUUCUAUUUCUAAGGGACUUGGCACUACAAAAGAAUACUGGCUGGCUUUCUUUAUGUUGUAUUCUUUUUUUGAUUUUUAGAAGGAACGCCAGAUUAAACAUUUUAAAAUAAGUCAUAUGACAUGUUAGCUUAAGAAUGUAUUUUCAUAACUGUGUGCCUGUCCUUAACUUCACUCUAAAUGGCAAUUUUUAAUCAAGUAAAGUUUUAAAUACAUAUACGCACACACAUUUCUGAUGGUGCUCAUAUAUACUGUAUUUUCAUUUUUUUACGUACUGAGGGUUUCACAGCAUGAACCACAUAAUCAUGACUCUUUGACUUUUAUUUCCCAAACUAUUCCUGUUUAUUAGGGUCAUAGUCAUAUUGAGAAGUCCCAGUAACUAUAACUUGAUUAAACUUUUGAGCUAAAACAUAGUAAGUUUCUCUUUCAUCUUAGUGUUAUCUUUCUAGUGUUACUUGAAUUUUAAUUUUGUUUCCAAAAACAUACCUUAAUUAUUCUUAGAUGCCUUAGAUACCUAAAUUGAGUCCUGUUUAACUGAAGGCAAAACAAUGUGACAAAGUUUAUUUUUAAACACUAAGUUCUUGAUAUCUUAUGGUGUAUAUUUUUAUUAAAUAUUUAUUUUGACUACUGAGCUUCCACAAAAAAUUUAACGCUGUUUUAAGUCCAUCAAGUAUGGAAAGUAAAUUGCUAUUGCAAUUUUCUAUACAUGCAUAUAUUAUGGUUUAACCAAAAUUUCAUCAUUUUUGGCCUGUUGUCCAGCUAGAAAAAAGAUAAUUAGCCUAGUAUAUGAUUAAUAAAUUAGUCAGUUGGUUUUAGCAAAUUUAAACCUGAAAAAUGUUAGUUUGAAGAGUAGAUACAAAUCAAAUUUAUUAAAUCUGACUUUUUUCAUGAGUUAAAAUGCAUAUUAUAAUACCUAAUAAAGUUGGCUUUAAUUUAAAAUGUUAAAUCUCAAGCUAUCAUCUUGGGAUAGUAACUAAUUUCUAAUUAUGUAGCAUUUCAAAAACUGUAUUUCUGUCCCUUUGAGAUAAUUAAUUUCUAAUUAUGUUUCAAAAACCAUAUUCCUGUAACUUUUUUCUUAAAGGGAUGUUUUAUAAAUAGGUCAUAAGAGACAUGGUCUGCAUUAAAGACCUACUCUUACUAGGUUCUCUGAGGCACUGUCAUAGAUUAUUUUUUAGGCAAUAUAAAGCAAGCACUGAUACCACUGGUAGUACAUUUUUGAUUCAUUAAAGCAAUACCUAAUUUCAGUUUUUAAAUUAUAGCUUUGUGACUCCAGAUAUAAGGUGGAGAAUACCUCAUAUACCAUGACUUGAAAAAUGAAAUUGUUAUUGUUACAUUCUCUACAUAUAUCCUGAGAAUAAGUUUGAGUUUGAUCUAUUCUGUUAUAAUAUCAAGUGAGGAUAUUUCAAAAAAGUAGAAGGAAAUCUUUUAUGACAGCAGACCAUAAUAAAAGCUUUGAGUAGUAAUUUAAUAAAAUUAUGUAACUAUUCAAAAGAUAAAAGAUAUAUUAAUAUCCAAUGAUUUUUAUAGAAAAAAGAAUUUUCUCCACAUUAGCACUUAGAACAGUGCCUAUCAUGUAGGAAGUGCUCAUAUUUUGAAUAAUUUAUUUAAAUCAAAUUCACCCUGAGUAAUAAAUAACUUUUCCAAAUCAGUGUUUCUCAACCCUCAUUUCAUAUUAGAAUCAUCUAGACCCCACCCUACAACAAUUACAUCUGAAUUUCUUAUGGGUAGAGCCAUGCUUCAGUUUUUCCAAAGCCUCUCAGAGUGAUUCUAAUUUGUAGUCAGGGUUAGGGACCACUGCUCUAAAUUCCUUCAAGAAAAUCCUCUUAUCUCUCCCGUGUUAACUUUUAAAUUAGUGAUAUAAUCCAAUUAAUUUUGAUGUUUUAACUUCCAUUAAGGAAUAUGCCCUUCUGAUACCUAGUAUUUACUCCAUCUUAAGUUCCAUCAAGCUUGCAUAUGUGUGAGGUGAUUAUUUCUUCUCUUUAAAUUCAUAAUAUAAAUUUUAUUCAAGCCGUUCAGGUGAAAAAGGCAAUGGAUAGUUUUUCCUUUGAAGCUGCCAUUUGGGGGAAAUGGAGGGUAGAGACAUUUUAGCCCAAUUCACUAACCUGUGUUUUGCAGUUGUGAGCAUCUGUAAGUUUGAAAAAGAAAGCUUAUCAUAGGUUUAUGUACUAAUAAGGGGAUGUAGUUUUAGUUCUUGCUGUUUUACAAAAGAAUCUACUCCCUCGGAGUUCUAGGAAAGCUUUGACAAUCCCCAAGGGACAAUUAUGCUACUCCUUCACUCCUUCUCAGAAGGAAGAAUUAACUUUUUCUCAUAUUGCUCCUAUAUGUGUGUCCUUACUAACAUUCAGAAUUGGGAAUUUUAUCUUAUAAUUAUUAUUCCAGUAAGUAAUUUUAUGAAGUUGAUGACUUGGAGGAUAAAGCAAAUAUGUUUGCAAUUUUGUCUUUACUUUUAUGUAGAUGUUUGGUAUGUGAAUUACUCAGUUCUAUUAAAACCUCAUGCCUUUCAUCUAAUUUGAGCUCUCAACUUCAUGUUACAGAAUGCUUCUUUAAGGAUGCUUUAAUGAAAAAUAUUAUGAAAAUAUAUAGAUUUGUAUGUCAGUUUAUACUUCAGAAAUCCAUAUAUUUGUCAUAUUUAUUUUUUUAAAAACCUAAUUGUCUGCAUGACUAAAUCGUAUUUAAAAUGAAAACUCAGAUAUAUCUGGUACCUUUGGCUAGAGUUUUAUCUUUUGGAAGAUGUCAGCCAUCCAUGUUAAGUUUUCAUAAAAUAGUUGAUAAUUGUAUGCAUCUUACAUUACUGUGGUGUCUGUGUGUACCAUAUUUCUAAAUAUUCAGUAUUAAAUUGAUACUUUUUAAAACCUUA
Molecule: messenger RNA, 6382 nt
Organism: Balaenoptera acutorostrata (minke whale)
Lineage: Eukaryota; Metazoa; Chordata; Mammalia; Artiodactyla; Balaenopteridae
Gene: TMTC3
Product: transmembrane O-mannosyltransferase targeting cadherins 3
Exons: 15
Coding region: 315-3062 (915 amino acids)
Biological process (GO): protein O-linked glycosylation via mannose
Cellular component (GO): endoplasmic reticulum
Molecular function (GO): protein binding; mannosyltransferase activity
Source: RefSeq, a predicted model, not a curated record